Messenger RNA from Bursaphelenchus okinawaensis, 1238 nucleotides. NCBI's taxonomy places the organism in Eukaryota, Metazoa, Nematoda, Chromadorea, Rhabditida, Aphelenchoididae. The record is from the annotation of a GenBank genome assembly.
AUGGCUUCAUGUUUGGCAAAGCUGUUGUGUGUAUUCGUACUAUCAUUGUUCCUACACUACGCCACAGCUCAGUGGGACUUUGAUGAUGGGCAAGCUGAAAUGUAAGUUAUCUAAAACCCUUAGGAACUGUAGUUUAAAGCUCAAUAAAAAAUUUUUAUAGUAAAGUUUUUAAAAAAAAUUGUGAUUUUAAACUAAAAAUAUUGCUUUAGGAGCCAAUUCUGGCGCCCAGCCCGAUCACAGAUGGCUAGAUUUGGGAUGCCGUGGUCUCAUCGUGUACGACCUAAUGUAAGUACUGGUUUUUAACUAAAAUACAGGCUUUUAUCUACGUUUAUUCUUAUUGUAUUACCGUUGCACCCACCCUACCGUUCUACAAAAUGAAAAUUUUUACUGUAAUUUGGUAUCAUUUCCUUUACCCUACUACACCAUCGUUUUUUUUACCGUACUUAUCUAUACUUUUCCCUACCGUAUUAGCCUACCCUACCGUACACUACCCUACUUGACCCUAUACUACUGUUCACUAUCUUACCGCACGGUACUCUAUCCUGCUGUACCCUACCUUACACUAUUCUACCGUACGCUAUCCUACCGUAACGUAGUCUAUUUUACCCUACUCUACCCUACCUUUACUUACCCUCCCAAUUUCAGACCAACAACGUACCCCAAUGUUUGUUCUGUUGAUUGUGUAAAUUACCGUAACUUCGUAGCAUUACCCGCCGUACUCAAGGGCUAUCGUGCAUUAAAGCCAUCCUCAUGAUCUCAACGUCCACUCUUUAUAUUAUUGUACAUUUACCCACGUUUGAGGCCAAUAAUUUAAUAAAACGAGCAUAAUAUUACCCUGUUUUGUGAUGUUUUGGUACAAUGUCGUACCUUUUUUAAUAUUUUUUGUGGUUUGAAAUGAUAAGACAAAAGAUUAUGUACCAGUAUUAUAACUAUAGUACUAACUAUAGUACUGUAAAGUGUAAGUACUAUCUUUGCGGUACCAAAAAUAGCACUAUUAUACUUAAGUACUAUUUUAGUACCGAUAGUACUAUGAAAAGUAAUUACUAGUAUCAGUACCAAUAGUACUAUGAAAAGUAAUUACUAGUAUCAAUACCAAUAGUACCAAUUGUAUUAUGAAAACCCACUUUUAGGCCCCAGCAGGCCCAGUCAUCAUAACCACGGAAAAGCCAAAAGAAGCCAAACCCGACUACGCCACCGAGCUCAGCGACAAGAUUUGGCACCCCCCGGAUGAGAUCUAG